AUGAUGUGGUUGAAUACCGUUACGAUCGUCGACAAUGCGACCUGGGAAAAUGGUGUCUCGUUGGCCAAUCUGCGAGCAGCCCUGAAGCAGGUGCUCGUCGAAAACGAGCUGCUUAAGCUGCGCAUCGUGGACGCGCGGUGCUGCAAUAUGAGGGCAGCGACUCUGCUCGCUGUGGACGGCAUGGAGCAGGAGAUCGCUGAGCCAGGCUCACCCCCACCUGCCCCAUCCUCCCCGUCCCUUGCACCAUCUUCGCCUACCCCAAAUCAGCGCUUCUCCUACACCAGGCGGAGCUUGGACGAGUGA
Coccomyxa subellipsoidea C-169 is the source of this 303-nucleotide messenger RNA. RefSeq lists its product as hypothetical. Lineage: Eukaryota; Viridiplantae; Chlorophyta; Trebouxiophyceae; Coccomyxaceae. The record is from RefSeq and is a predicted model, not a curated record. Bases 1 to 303 code for a protein of 100 amino acids. The transcript is spliced from 2 exons.